This is a messenger RNA of Grosmannia clavigera kw1407, 1572 nucleotides long. RefSeq names its product pyridoxal phosphate-dependent decarboxylase. Lineage: Eukaryota; Fungi; Ascomycota; Sordariomycetes; Ophiostomatales; Ophiostomataceae. The transcript has 2 exons. Gene Ontology annotation, biological process: carboxylic acid metabolic process. Gene Ontology annotation, cellular component: cytoplasm. The coding region runs from base 1 to 1572 and encodes 523 amino acids. Gene Ontology annotation, molecular function: pyridoxal phosphate binding; carboxy-lyase activity. The record is from RefSeq and is a predicted model, not a curated record.
AUGCGGGCGUCUAACACGAGCAAGCAUGCGCCUGCAGCAAUUCCUAACCGGGCCGCCGAGGUAUCAGAGCUCAUCGAUGCUGUCAAGGCACUCAUAGUGCCGUUCAUCGCCGAUGCCGACAACGCCUUCCCGGAGCGAGAACAGGGUGGACCGGUUGGGACAUCUUCGGCAGACCUGCCAGUCCGCACCGCCCUGGUCGAGCCGUUGAAGCCACAGAGCGUGGUAUCCCGGCUUGGACUGGACCUCCCAGAGGGCAACGGAGGUGGCCGGGCAGCCCUGCUCGAGACUGUGAAGCGUGUGCUCGACCUGAGCGUCAACACGUGGGACCAGGGUUUCCUGGAUAAGCUAUACGCCAGCACGACCCCUGUCGGUGUGGUUGCAGAGCUGGUGCUGUCCGUGCUUAACACCAACGUGCACGUUUUCCAGGUGUCGCCGGCCCUGACGGUGAUCGAGAAGACCACAGCUCGGGCGCUGGCGAGACGAUUCGGCUUCAUGGGGCCUCGUGCUGGCGGCAUCACCUGUGCUGGUGGCAGCGCGUCCAACUUCACGUCACUGAUCGUGGCCCGCAACACGCUCUUUCCCGAGACCAAAGAAGACGGCAACGGAGCCGGACGGCGGUUUGCCCUGUUCACGAGCCAACACGGCCACUACUCCGUCGAGAAGGCUGCACAGGCAGCCGGACUGGGAUCCAGAGCCGUCUGGACUGUCGCUGUCGAUGCUGGUGGCUGCAUCGUCGCGUCGGAACUGGAAGCCCGCAUCGUGGCCGCCAAGACGGCCGGUUUCACGCCUCUGUACAUCAAUGCAACCGCCGGCACCACCGUCAUGGGGUCGUACGACCCGUUCGAGGCCAUCGCGGCCAUUGCUAAGACACACGGCCUGUGGUUGCACAUCGACGGCAGCUGGGGUGGACCGGCCAUCUUCUCGGCACAACAGCGGCACAAGCUGCUGGGCUCGCAUCUGGCCGACUCGUUGACCGUCAACCCGCACAAGAUGAUGAACGUGCCGACGACCUGCUCCUUUCUGCUGGGGCCCGACCUGAGCCUGUUCCACCGGGCCAAUACGCUGCCGGCAGGAUAUCUGUUUCAUGAGGGUGAGGAUAACAAGAACGAGGCCGAAACCGAAACCAAAACCGAUGAGGUCUGGGAUCUAGCCGAUCUCACGCUGCAGUGCGGACGGCAUGCCGACAGCUUUAAACUCGCCCUGGCGUGGGUGUAUGAGGGAGCUGCCGGCUUUGAGAGGCAAGUCGACCACUCCUUCGCCAUGGCGGCUCUUCUGGCGCAGCAGAUUGCUCAGCGACCCCAUCUGUUUGUCCUGGUGUCAGCCAACCCGCCACCGUGUCUGCAGGUGUGCUUCUACUAUGGCCAAGACGGCCGCCCGGACGCCGACAGCCGCGUUAACAGCCGGCGCACAAGCACGGCCGCCCGCCUGUUGGUGCGUCGCGGCUACAUGGUGGACUUUGCGCCAGGGCCCUGCGGCAGCUUCUUCCGCGUCGUCCUCAACUGGCAGACGCGGCCAGGGACCAUCCAGGGCCUGAUCACGGCGCUCGAGGCGGUGCGGCAGGAGAUCAGCUGA